This is a messenger RNA of Xenopus tropicalis (tropical clawed frog), 3122 nucleotides long. RefSeq names its product nucleoporin 107kDa (gene nup107). The coding region runs from base 174 to 2924 and encodes 916 amino acids. Gene Ontology annotation, biological process: nucleocytoplasmic transport. The transcript is spliced from 28 exons. Gene Ontology annotation, molecular function: structural constituent of nuclear pore. The record is from RefSeq and is a predicted model, not a curated record. Lineage: Eukaryota; Metazoa; Chordata; Amphibia; Anura; Pipidae. Gene Ontology annotation, cellular component: nuclear membrane; nuclear pore.
CUCGUCACUCCCAUAAGGCGGCUACGUGAUGCGUCACGACGCUUGCGUGUAGUUGUACGUCACAGUCUCGCGUGAGGAGACAUGUGGAGUCGGGAUUUUCUGUAAGACAGGAGGCUAGGAGCUUGCAAUUAACAGCUUUACGGGAGGAGUAAGUAGCAAAGGUCAGGACCAGCAUGGAUAUGCUUUCGCCGGUAGUGCGGGAGGCAGAGGUUUCUAGAGCAGCUCGCCGCCAAAGCUCCAACAGGAGGAAUCCUGCUGAUGAGAGCUGGAGCAAUGCAACACCAGCAAGAGGCCCAUUAUCUCGCACAACAGGACAAACACUAUUUCGACAGCACAUGACGCCACAAACCUGGAAUUCUUCAAGGCCACCAGAUGUUUCGGCAAUACUGGGCACUGUAGGGCGAUCACCUCGCUUGGUACAGACUCCUGGGCGUUUGGCAAACAUGUCUAUGAUGUCCAAUCCGGAUGACAGUGUUUGGACAACAACUUUUUCUCCUGGGCGAACUGGCAUGUAUACUACUCUGGAUUCUCCUAGUUUUACUGAAGAUAUUACACUAAGUGCAGUAAUGCUUCAGGAGGAGGAUCCUGGGGAAGCAGCAACAAUGAGCAUGUAUCCAGAUUUUCUCAAAUCGUUUUUGGAACACCCUUCCAGUGCUGUAUUCGAACUUAUAGAGCAUUAUGAAGCUACGUGCAAUACCCAGAUUACUUUACUUAAAAAAAUUGUUAAAAGAGUAACGCCAGGGCAACAGAAGUUUUCGAAAACUGCCAGCAUCUUAUGGCUUCUCCAGCAAGAAAUGGUAACGUGGAGGCUUAUUGCAGCACUCUACAGGGAUCGUAUACAGUUUGCAUUAGAAGAGGAAAAUAUGUUUGAAAUUGCUGCACCCAAUGCCAGUGAGAAGACAGUUGUAGACAAACUUUUCCAAAGGGAUGCACUUGUUCGUCAAAGUCAGCUGGUGGUGGACUGGUUGGAAAGUAUAGCCAAGGAUGAAGUUGGGGACUUCUCUGAUAACAUUGAGUAUUAUGCAAAAUCUGUAUAUUGGGAAAAUACUUUACACACAUUAAAGCAGAGAAGCAUGUCAUCUUUAGGGAGUGGUCGUCCACUGGUGUCUGAAUUGGACCCUGAUGCCCCUAUCCGACAGAAGCUGCCUCUAGAUGAUCUUGAUCGUGAGGAUGACAUAAGACUGCUGAAGUACCUCUUCACACUUAUCAGAGCUGGCAUGACAGAUGAGGCUCAGCGUUUGUGUAAGCGAUGUGGGCAGGCCUGGAGAGCAGCUACAUUGGAAGGAUGGAAGUUGUACCAUGAUGCUAAUAUUAAUGGAGGAACUGAACUGCAAGCUGUGGAGGGAAAUCCAUAUAGAUGUGUGUGGAAAACCUGCUGUUGGCGCAUGGCAGAAGAUGAACAGUUCAGUAAAUAUGAAAGAGCCAUCUAUGCAACACUGAGUGGAAAUCUGAAACAGCUUCUUCCUGUGUGUGAGUCCUGGGAAGACACUGUUUGGGCACAUUUUAAGGUUAUGGUGGACAGUCUGGUAGAGCAAGAGAUCAGAGCAUCUGUCAUCUCAAUUAAUGAGGCAAAUGAGCUUCCCAGAGAGUAUUUGGAGGCAAACUGGACUUUAGAGAGAGUUUUUGAGGAGCUUCAAGCCACAGACAAAAGGAGGGUAUUGGAGGAAAACCGUGAACACUACCAUAUAAUUCAGAAGUUCGUUAUCCUUGCAGAUGUAGAUGGUCUUAUGGAUGAAUUCUCUGAGUGGUUGGCAAAUGAAAAAAAAUUACUGCUGGGACAUCUUCUGAGAUUCAUGACACAUCUGAUUUUAUUCUUCCGAACUCUGGGACUACAGACUAAGGAGGAGGUCUCUGUGGAGGUGUUGAAGACUUACAUACAGAGGCUCAUUAAUGAGAAGCAGAUUGAGCUGAUUGCUUUUUAUGUUAGCCACCUACCUCAGGAUCUUGCAAUUUCACAAUAUGCUGUGUUUCUGGAGAAUGUCACUGAUCCGGAGCAGCGGCAGCGGUGUCUAGAGCUUGCCAAGGAAGCAGGUCUUGAUGUUGCAUCUAUAACAAAGACAGUUGUUGAAAACACACGCAAAAAAGAUGCAGGGGAAUUUGCUCACCACAACCUUGCACCGGCUUUAGAUUCGGGGACCAGUGAGGAGGACCGAGCAAAGAUCAAUGUGAUUGAUUGGCUGGUUUUUGAUCCUGCUCAGAGGGCGGAAGCUUUGAAGCAGAGUAAUGCCAUCAUGAGGAAAUUCUUAGCCUCCAAAAAGCAUGAAGCUGCUAAAGAAGUAUUUGCCAAGAUUCCCCAGGAUUCCAUAGCUGAAAUUUACACUCAGUGGGAGGAGCAAGCAAUGGACAGUGCUCUGCCAGCUGAGGAUGAUAAUGCCAUCCGGGAACAUUUGUGCAUCAGAGCCUAUUUGGAAGCUCAUGAAGCAUUUAAUGAGUGGUUUAAGCACAUUAAUUCUCCUCCUCAAAAACCAACUUUGGUUGGACAAGCAUCAUUCACUGAGAAAGUGGCCUAUGAGCAUAAAGAGAAAAAGUAUGAGAUGGAUUUUGGUAUCUGGAAAGGUCACUUAGAUGCUCUAACAACAGAAGUAAAAGAGAAGAUCUACAAUGUUCUGCUUUUUGUUGACGGAGGCUGGAUGGUUGACGUCAGAGAGGAUACAGAAGAGGACCCUGAGCGGAGCCAUCAGAUGAACUUGUUAAGGACACUGUGCUUGCCAAUGAUGUGCUUUCUCUUGCACACUGUGCUACACAAUACAAAGCAGUACAAAGACUGCCUUAGACUGGCAGACAUUAUUUCAUCUGAACAUCAGAAGCUUUACAUGGUAUUUUCAAAGACAGAAAUGAGAAAUCUACUACAGAAAUUAAGAGAGUCAUCUUUGAUGUUGUUGGACCAACAGCUGGAUCCUUUGGGAUAUGAAAUCCAGCCCUGAGGGCCACUUAUCAUCACAGCACAUGGGCUAUUUUGGAUGUGUUUUAAAGGAAGCACUUCGAUUUUUUUUUUUCAUUUGUAAAGAUAAAUUACUAUUUUUGCAACUUUUUUUACUUAAAUAGUAGUUACAUUAUGUUUGGCAGGCUGUCAUGCCCUGUAUGUAAAAUAGACUUAAUAUUAAAGAUCAUUUGUUCCUGAA